AUGAGUUUGCCUGACAAAGACAAUAAAACAUUGAAAUUUAAAAAUUUUAAAUAUAAAGAUCCUGUUCCAUUUGUUGUCUACGCCGACUUAGAAUGUACUCUUGAAUCUGAUAAUGGUACUGAAAAACACGUUCCUUAUAGUAUAGCUUAUUAUGUCUUGUGUAAUUAUGAUUCUUCGUUAUCAAAGUUUGAGCUCAAACGCUCUUCUGAUUGUAUUGAAUGGUUUAUUAAGGAGUUGGAAAUUUUGGGACGAAAAGUUGAUUUUAAACUCAAAAAUCUUAUACCUAUGAAACCACUCAAUACCGAUGAAAAAAGAUAUCAUAAUGAAACAAAAGAUUGUCAUAUUUGUGGGAAAAUAAUCGAUUCUAAUGCUAAUAAAUGUCGUGAUCAUUGUCAUUUCACCGGAAAAUAUCGCGGGCCUGCGCAUAAUUCAUGUAAUCUAAAUUACAAACAAUCUCACAAAAUACCUAUUAUCUUUCAUAACUUAACAGGUUACGAUUCACAUUUUAUUAUUAAAUCAUUAGUCACAGGUUUUGAAGGUUCAGUUACUGUUUUAGCCAUUAAUAAAGAACGUUAUAUAUCUUUUACAAAGUCUAUUAAAAAUACAUUAGUUGAAUUGCGUUUUAUUGACUCAUUUCGAUUCAUGGCAUCUGGUCUCGAGAAACUAGCAUCAUAUCUUACAGAUAAUGACAAACAAAUUACACGAAUGUAUUACUCUGAUCAUGAGCAGUUUAGUUUAGCCACUCGCAAAGGAGUAUUUCCGUAUGAGUACAUAGAUUCAAUAGUAAAGUUAAAUGAAGAUAAAUUGCCUCAAAAAUCAUUUUUUUAUUCCAAACUAAAUGAUAAUAAUAUAUCUGACGAAGAUUAUGAUCAUGCAAAAUUAGUUUGGAGUAAAUUUAACAUCAAAACACUUGGUGAAUAUUCUGAUUUGUAUUUAAAAACCGAUGUGUUAUUAUUAGCUGAUAUUUUUGAAAAUUUUCGACGUAGUUGUUACAAUACUUAUAAUUUAGAUCCCCUUCAUUAUUAUACAGCACCAGGAUUAGCCUUUGAUGCUAUGUUAAAGCUUACUGGUAUUCAAUUAGAACUGCUAGAUGAUGCUGAAAUGGUAUUAUUUAUAGAAAAAGGCAUAAGAAGUGGUGUAUCACAGUGUACGAAUCGUCAUGCUGUGGCUAAUAAUCGAUUUAUGGGUGAUGACUUUAAUCCGAAUGAACCUGAAUCUUAUUUAAUGUAUUUUGAUGUGAAUAAUUUAUAUGGAGCUGCAAUGAGUAUGCCCUUACUAUAUAAGUCAUUCAAAUGGGUGGACAAUAUAACUGUAGACAAUAUAGAUAGUAUUUUUAAUUCGAACGAAUCAAAAGGUUAUAUACUAGAGGUAGAUUUAGAAUAUCCGAUAGAGCUUCAUGGUCUGCAUAAAGAUCUACCAUUAUGUCCUGAACAUUUUGCACCACCAAACAGUAAGCAAUCUAAAUUAAUUACUACUUUAUAUUCAAAAGAAAGAUAUGUUAUUCAUUAUAAGAAUUUACAGCAGUGUAUUCAGUUAGGUAUGAAACUCGUAAGAGUUCAUCGUGUUCUAAGCUUCGAACAAUCAGCUUGGUUACAGCCAUACAUUGAUAAAAAUACCGAUUGUCGUAAAAAUGCUAAGAAUGAAUUUGAAAAAAACUUUUUCAAGCUUAUGAAUAAUGCUGUAUUUGGAAAAACAAUGGAAAAUGUUAGAAAACAUAAAGAAAUUAGAAUAGUAACAGAAUGGACAGGACGUUAUGGUGCAAAAUCUCUAAUUUCUAAACCUAACUUUCAUAGUUUAACUGUUUUUGGCGAAGACAUGGUAAUAAUUGAAUUAAAAAACGUUUAUGUACAUUUUACAAAGCCUAUCUAUAUUGGAUUCAGUAUACUUGACUUAGCUAAAACAUUCAUCUAUGAUUUCCAUUAUAAUUAUGUAAAGAAAAAUUUUCAUAAUGAGACCUCAAAAUUAAUGUAUACAGAUACUGAUAGUCUUAUUUAUCAUUUUACAGUACCUAAUAUCUACGAAAUUAUUAAACGCGAUAUUCAUAAAUUUGAUACAUCUGAUUAUUCUCCAAAUAAUGUAUAUAAUAUUCCAUUAAAAAAUAAAAAAGUAACAGGUCUUAUGAAAGAUGAAACUAAUGGUAAAAUUAUAGAGGAAUUUGUAGGUUUAAGAGCUAAGCUUUAUACAUAUAGAAAAUAUAAAGAUAAUAGAGUUGAAAAAAGAGCCAAAGGGGUUAAAAGUUCAACUUUAAGAAGGAUUGAGUUUGAUGAUUUUAAAAAAUGUCUUUUAGAACAUUGUAACGUUAUAGAAAAGGAAUGGCUAAUCAAAAGUGAUAAACAUAUUGUUAAGACGGUUUUACAACAAAAACUAGCAUUAAGUUGGAAUGAUGAUAAAAGACGUCUACUUGAGAAUUCGACAGAUACCUUACCAUGGGGGUAUAUGGAAGUAGAAAAAAAUAAUGUAUAA
Messenger RNA from Microplitis mediator, 2463 nucleotides. RefSeq lists its product as uncharacterized. The record is from RefSeq and is a predicted model, not a curated record. Lineage: Eukaryota; Metazoa; Arthropoda; Insecta; Hymenoptera; Braconidae. Bases 1 to 2463 code for a protein of 820 amino acids. The transcript has a single exon.